UCCAUUCCUCUGCACUCGGCUGACCUGGAUCUACUGGAUUGCUUAUCAUGAAGCAGCUCCUGGUGUUCCUGUGUGGGUCUCUGGCUUUGGCAGUAAGCUUAGCUGCUCCAACGCAGCAUGAUGCAAUGAUGGCAGAUCCUCCGGUAGAAAAUCCAAAGGCUGAUGAAGAUUCCCACUACGACUCCAAGUUUGACCGCUGUGAUGGCGUUGAGUUUGAUGCCAUCGCCCCUGAUGAGACAGGACAAAUGUUCUUUUUUAAAGGUGACCAUUUAUGGAAGGGUUUCGCAGGCCCCAGUGAGCAUGCAAAUGGUACAUUCCAGGAGCUAGAUGAAUAUCAUCACCUGGGUCACGUGGACGCAGCCUUCCGCAUGCACAAUAAAGAUGAGGAAGCUCAAAAAGAUCACGACCACAUCUUUUUCUUCCUGGAUGAUAAAGUCUUUAGCUACUACAACCACAUUCUGGAGAAAGGCUUCCCCUUAGAGAUCCAGCAGGUGUUUCCUGGAGUGCCCAGCCACCUAGACGCAGCAGUGGAGUGUCCUAAAGGAGAGUGCAUCACUGAUUCAGUGCUGUUCUUUAAAGGACAUGAGGUGUACAACUUUGAUAUCAAGACUAAGACAGUGAAGAAGAAGGUGUGGGAUCACUUGCCCAACUGCACCUCAGCAGUCCGCUGGCUCGAGCAUUACUACUGUUUCCACGGCCACAACUUCACCCGAUUCCAUCCCGUGUCUGGAGAGGUAGUUGGAGAUUAUCCCAAAGAUGCCAGACGCUACUUCAUGCGCUGCGCAGAUUUUGGUCAUGGGGCCGGCCACAAAAAGCCACCCUGUAAACUCGACGCCAUCAGCACUGACGACAAGGGCAGGACUUAUGCAUUUAUGGAGAAUGUAUACAUUAGGUUGGAUUCACACCGUGAUGGAAGCCAUCCUUUCCCCAUAACAAGAUCAUGGAAGGAGAUUUCAGGACGCGUGGAUGCCGUUUUUGCUUAUGGUGACAAGUUGUACAUUAUCCAGGGUAAUCAAAUCUACAUCUACAAAUCAGCAGCACAUUACACUCUAAUAGAGGGCUAUCCUAAACCCCUGAAAGAAGAGCUGGGCAUCGAGGGACCCGUGAAUGCUGCAUUUCUCUGUCCAAAUCAACAUGUGGUCCAUGUUAUAAAAGGUCAGAAAAUGUUGGAAAUUGAUCUGACUGCAACUCCGAGAACUGUUAAAAAAGAACUUCCAAUCACCAUUGCACAAGUAGAUGCUGCCAUGUGUGACACUGAUGGUGUGAAGGUGUACGUUGGCCCAGUGUACUACAAGUACCAGAGCCCUACCAUCAUGGCUGUUGCCAAAAUCAGCCCAGCACCCCAAAAGAUCUCACCUGAAAAGUUUAGCUGUGAGGCAUAGAAAGCUCAUAUGAAUUACAGCAAAUGCUAAUUAGUUGUAAUUCUUUCAUUCUUUGUGCGUAUGGAGUUUCUGCACAUGAAUAUAAAAAUAAACUUUGUAAUUUGUAA
This is a messenger RNA of Astyanax mexicanus (Mexican tetra), 1489 nucleotides long. RefSeq names its product hemopexin b (gene hpxb). The record is from RefSeq and is a predicted model, not a curated record. The transcript is spliced from 10 exons. Lineage: Eukaryota; Metazoa; Chordata; Actinopteri; Characiformes; Acestrorhamphidae. The coding region runs from base 48 to 1382 and encodes 444 amino acids.